Ricinus communis (castor bean) is the source of this 2371-nucleotide messenger RNA. RefSeq names its product neutral ceramidase 2. The record is from RefSeq and is a predicted model, not a curated record. The transcript is spliced from 8 exons. Gene Ontology annotation, biological process: long-chain fatty acid biosynthetic process; ceramide catabolic process; sphingosine biosynthetic process. Gene Ontology annotation, cellular component: extracellular region. NCBI's taxonomy places the organism in Eukaryota, Viridiplantae, Streptophyta, Magnoliopsida, Malpighiales, Euphorbiaceae. Gene Ontology annotation, molecular function: N-acylsphingosine amidohydrolase activity.
AUGAUGAGGGCAGAUCAAGACCCACAUUUUGUAUUACUGUUAGUUGCUAUAGCUAUUCCUUCUGCCAUCAUUGGAGCUGCUAAUGCAGAACACUUGAUUGGUGUGGGAAGCUAUGACAUGACUGGUCCUGCUGCUCAGGCUAACAUGAUGGGCUACGCUAACUUGGUGCAGAAUGCUGCCGGUGUCCAUUUCCGGCUAAGGGCUAGGACUUUCAUCGUUGCAGAAAGUGCGCAAGGUGCACGGUUUGCUUUUGUCAAUCUUGAUGCAGGCAUGGCUUCACAGCUUGUUACUAUUAGAGUGCUUGAAAGACUGAAACCAAGGUUCGGAAAUUUGUAUACCAAAGAAAAUCUGGCAAUCAGUGGCAUUCAUACUCAUGCUGGCCCUGGAGGCUAUCUUCAGUAUCUAAUAUACCACGUUACUUCUCUAGGCUUUGUCCAGCAAUCAUUUGAUGCCAUUGUCAAUGGAAUUGUCCAAAGCAUAAUUCAAGCUCACCAAAACCUUAAGCCCGGAUCAAUUUUCAUCAACACAGGGGAUGUAGAGACUGCAGGAAUAAACAGGAGUCCAAGUGCAUAUCUGCUGAACCCAGCAGAGGAAAGAGCCCGAUACCCAGCUAAUGUUGAUAAAGAAAUGACCCUUCUGAAGUUUGUAGAUAGUGCCACUGGAAUAAGUAUAGGUGCAUUCAGUUGGUAUGCCACUCAUGGAACCUCUAUGAGCAGAGACAAUAAGCUAAUCAGUGGAGACAAUAAGGGAGCUGCUGCUAGGUUCUUUGAGGACUGGUUCACUUCUACUAACAAGCCCAAAUCAGCAUCCUCCAACUCAGGUGCUUGAUUACAUAGAAAGCUUACAACUAGCUAGAACAGUGCUAAUAAUUUUUCAUCUUUUUGGGCUUGCUAAUAUAUUAUUGACACGAUCUUCUUCAUCGAAGUAGAUAUUGAUAAAUUGAUUGAGAAAGCGCAAAAAAUCAGGGCCACAGGAGGACAACCAUGUGGUAAAACAACCAGCCAAGCUUUCAAGGUGAGGAAGAAUGAUGGGUCACGAUUUGUAGGAGCAUUCUGCCAAUCAAAUGUUGGAGAUGUGACCCCAAAUGUGCUAGGGGCAUUUUGCAGUGACAGUGGAAAACCAUGCGACUUCAACCACUCUUCGUGCCAUGGCGAUGUCCGGCUCUGCUUAGGCCGGGGGCCUGGAUAUCCGGAUGAAAUAUUGAGCACAAAGAUCAUAGGAGAGAGGCAAUUCGACAAGGCUGUAGAUUUAUUCAUGUCUGCCUCAGAGAAAUUGAGUGGGAAGAUUGACUAUCGCCAUAUGUACCUAAAUUUUACUGAUCUUGAGGUUGAUUUAGGGGAACAGGGCAAAGCCAAGACUUGUCCUGCUGCCCUUGGCCCAGGGUUUGCGGCUGGGACUACGGACGGGCCUGGCAUGUUUGGGUUUGAACAAGGUGAUACAGAGAUCAACGAGCUCUGGAGACAAGUGAGGGACUUCUUGAAGAAGCCAAGCCAAUAUCAAGAGGACUGCCAGAAACCAAAAAAUGUUUUGCUCUCUACAGGAGAAAUGUUUGAACCUUAUGCAUGGGCGCCUGCUAUUCUGCCAAUCCAAAUACUGAGGCUGGGAAAAUUGAUCAUACUUUCUGUACCAGGAGAGUUUACAACGAUGGCUGGCCGACGUCUAAGGGAAGCAGUUAAGGAGACAUUAAUAAGCAAUGGAGGAGGAGAGUUCGAUGAUGAGACUCACAUUGUAAUAGCAGGCCUCACAAACACCUACUCACAAUAUGUUGCAACUAUUGAAGAAUACGGCCAACAAAGAUAUGAGGCAGCUUCAACGCUCUAUGGUCCUCAUACGCUGUCAGCAUAUAUCCAGGAAUUCAACAGACUAGCAACAGCAAUGGCAAAAGGAGAACAACUUCCUAAAAUAGACUUGUUACCACCAGAUCUUUCCUCUAAGCAACUCAGACUCUUACUUGACCCUUGGAUAGACUCGCCUCCCAAAGGCAUAAAGUUUGGUGAUAUGAAACAAGACGUCACUCAACCCAAAAAUGGCUCGUUCAAGAAGGGAGAUAGGCCAACUGCCACCUUUUGGAGCGGUAAUCCGAGGUUUGACCUAUUAACAGAAGGUACAUUUGCAGUGGUAGAGAUGCUUCAGGGGGAGCGCUGGAUUCCAGUUUAUGAUGAUGACGAUUUUAGCUUGUAUUUCAAGUGGAAAUUGGAUAAUAAAACCUUGUCUAGCUUAGCUAGAGUUGAAUGGGAGGUGCCAAAUGAGGCAAUUUCUGGAGUAUACCGACUAAGGCACUUUGGGUCGUCUAAGAAAACAAACAACUCUCCUGUUGAAUAUUUUACUGGUGCAUCUAGUGCAUUCACAGUGUCUUAAAAGGAACUUGGCA